Funneliformis caledonium is the source of this 413-nucleotide messenger RNA. Lineage: Eukaryota; Fungi; Glomeromycota; Glomeromycetes; Glomerales; Glomeraceae. The record is from the annotation of a GenBank genome assembly.
UAAAUGAAGAUAUAGAUUAUAUGAUACAAGUUGAUAUUGAAGAAGGAUUAAGUAAAGAAAUUAUAGAAGACCUUAAACUUUUACAUUUAAAAUCAUUAUAUAAUUUAACGAAAGCAGCAUAUAAUAAUAUUAUCAAAUUAUUUACCAAUAAAACAUUAGUUUAUAUAAGAUUAAAAAAAAUAUUAGAAGAAAUUAUAGGACUUGUUCCAAAAUUUUAUGAUAUGUGUAAAAAUUCCUAUAUAUAUUAUACUGAAAUUUAUGAAACUUAUCAAAGUUGUUCAUUAUGUAAUUUAUGGAGAUAUGAUUCAAAAAAUAAAUCUAAAAAAGUAAUACCAUAUCUUUCUAUUAAAAAGAGAUUAGAGAUUCAAUAUAAUAAUAAAAUAAGGGCUGAAGAAUUACUUUAUCAAAAUUGA